Messenger RNA from Penaeus indicus, 1396 nucleotides. RefSeq names its product ciliogenesis and planar polarity effector 2-like. The transcript has 6 exons. NCBI's taxonomy places the organism in Eukaryota, Metazoa, Arthropoda, Malacostraca, Decapoda, Penaeidae. The record is from RefSeq and is a predicted model, not a curated record. Gene Ontology annotation, molecular function: GTPase activity; GTP binding. Bases 87 to 773 code for a protein of 228 amino acids.
UGCCACAAGACGUCUAGGUGAACCUCGUUUGCAUUAUCAGCUUAAUUUUUUUAGCUCUAUUGUCACUAUUAGAUGCUAAAAUCAACAUGGCACCUGAAUGGGCAAUAGGAGAGAAUAAGAACUAUCAACAGAAACUUUUGAUUCCAGGAACAAAAAAAAGAAAAUUAUUUGGUUUGCUAGAGAAACCCAAUCUGCCACCAGCCGCUCCAAACGUGACCUACAAGCUAUUCAUGUUUGGGAAAGCCUCUUCGGGCAAAACUUGGACAAUGAACAGACUUUCUGGUCAGGAGCUACCAACACACCACACUGAGACUGUAGGAAUCCAAUGCAGCAAUGUUUAUUGGCCAAUGAAAAUUGGGAACCGUUUGAUUUUAUUCCGUCUGGAAAUAUGGGAUGCAGGAGAAUCAAGUGUGAAAAGAUACAAUCAUGUUUUACCAGCUUGUCGUGAGGGAGUGGAUGCUGUGCUACUGUGUUUCUCAGUGACAGAUCGCGAGGGGUGGCUCGAACUCCCUCGUUUACUGACAACUGCAACAACACCAACAGAUCGUGCAGCAUUAAUUGUAAUCGCCACAAGGUGCGACCAGUAUGCAAACCGGGAGGUAAGUGAGGGAGAACUUGAUUCUUUUGAAGCUACACAUGGAGUCCCAAUCAUCAAGUUGGGAGGAGCCUCAGAAGAUCAGUCCGAUGAAAUAACACACACUGCACCCAUUCUGAACUUCCUGUGCAAAAGACUGUGGCAGAGAGACCAAGAACUUCUUUCCAUCAAGCCUUAAAUUGCAGAUGGCAUCUUGAUAGCACAUGCCUCAGCAAAAAGAAGAAAAAAGAAAAGAAGAAGGAAAUAAAAGAAAGAAAAACUGAAAGGUAGAACAUAUAACUCAACGCCCUUGUCUUGAAUAUCCGUCCAGUCUACCUUUGUUGCAGUUUUUUUCAUUCUUUUGCUGAUGGUUAGGCUGGCUUGGCUGUAAUUGUUUUCGAUCUGCACUGAAUGAUAGUGAUAAGGGAUGGUUGUAUACUUGAGGCAUCCUGCGGCUAUUGAGAGGUUCAUACUCAAAAGGAUUUUAUUAUACGUGUAUGAAAUUGUCCUGUUAUAUGUAGGUGAGAAAUUUAUAUUCAUGUACUGACUCAAAACAGAAUGGUAAGAUAGGUUGUAUAUGUCUUCCAUGUUCUCAGAUUCACAAGCAUGAAAUGUGUAGGUGGUGGGAUAGAUAUGUCUUGUUACUCUAUACAUAGGCAGCAUACUUUAUGUACUGUAGCAAGUGCAAAAGCAAUUCAGCAGAUAAAGAUUUUUAUAGAGUUCUGAAUAUUAAUUUGAAUAUAUUUUUUAUAUUUCAAUAUAGGGAAAUGAUGUUAAGUAUGACAUAGUGUGUCUUGGCAAUUAAUAAAAGCAUUUUUAACA